AUGAAUGAUUCUUCUAAAAAAGAAAUUAUUUCUCUACCUCAGAGAAAUAGAAGAAAAAUUAACAAAAGUUUCAUUAGUGAAAGUGAAGAAGAAGAAGAUUAUGUGGAAAAAAAUAUAUCUAAUAAUAAAGAAAAAUUAUGUGAAAACAAUUUCAAAAAAACAUAUAAAUAUGAAUAUCUUGAUCACACAGCAGAUGUUAUUUUACAUAGUUAUGGCAAUAAUUUAACGGAGUGUUUUGAAUCAAUAUGCAUUUCAAUGUUUAAUUAUAUGUGCAAUUUAAACAAUGUAAAAUCAAAAAUAAGAAGAAAUAUAAUUGUAAAAGGGGAUAAUUUGGAUGAUCUUCUUUUUAAUUUCUUAACAGAAUUUCAUUUCUUAUAUGGAAAUGAAUAUUUUAUAUGUAACCAUAUUGAUAUUGUAAAAUUUGAUAAACAAAAUUUUUUAAUCGAAGCCAUUGGAUAUGGUGAUUUUUUUAAUUCUUCUAAACAUGAAUGUGGAACAGAAAUUAAAGCUAUAACUAAACAUGAAUUAAAAAUAAUUUCAAAUAAUGAAAAUUGUGAAAUUUUUGUUUUAGUGGAUAUUUAG
This is a messenger RNA of Plasmodium gallinaceum, 582 nucleotides long. Its product is annotated as protein archease, putative. The record is from RefSeq and is a predicted model, not a curated record. The transcript has a single exon. Gene Ontology annotation, cellular component: tRNA-splicing ligase complex. The coding region runs from base 1 to 582 and encodes 193 amino acids. Gene Ontology annotation, biological process: tRNA splicing, via endonucleolytic cleavage and ligation. Lineage: Eukaryota; Apicomplexa; Aconoidasida; Haemosporida; Plasmodiidae.